UGGAAGGAGCAGGGGGCUGACUGAAUGACAUUAGAAUUUCACUGCACAGCUGCUAGCCCCUCUUGUGUGCACUUUGAGCUGCCUGUUAUGCAACCAGGACACUCCCCUACCGAUCAUCCAUUAUUUGCAGGCUCUGUCUACCAGCGUGCACAUUUCCACCCAGCAAAGCCAAAGGAGCUACUCAUGGCGACCACAACAGUUCAGGCUGGCUAUGAAGGCGACUAUGUGCAAAGAUUUCAGUUCUUCCUCCAGCAUUCAGGGGAGCACACGGUCAUGCGAGAGUUCAUGGACAAAGUUCUCCCUGGUGAAUUUGCAAGAAUUGGAGAGGGAAAAUCAGAUCUGAACUUUCUUGGUGUUGGAAGUGGCCAAGGUGAAAUGGACUCUCAUAUGCUGAAUAUCCUGCAGUCUAAGUUUCCCACCACUCAAAUCGAUGCUCACAUUGUGGAGCCAAGCAUUGCACUCAUUGAAAACUUUAAAGCAUCAGUGGCUAAGUCCCCGAACCUUCAAAAGGUUCCUUUCGCCUGGAAUGCUGUGUCAUGUGCUGAAUAUGAGAAACAAGUUAAAGACACGAAAGACACAAAAAGAUUUGACUUCAUGAACAUGAUUCAGAUGCUGUACUACAUGGAUGAUUAUGCUGCCGCCAUCAAGUUUUUCCACAGCCUGUUGCGAGAAAAGGGAAGGCUCAUGAUAAUUCAUGAAGCAGCUGGCAGUAGUUGGGCUACUCUAUGGAGUACCUUCGCGAAGGAUCUCUGCACAAAGUCCGUCACUAAGUACAUUUCUGCCGCCGACGUCAAAGGCAAGCUGGACAAGCUGGGUCUGAAGUAUGAGGAGCACAGCAUUCCCAACACCAUGGACAUCACCGAGUGUUUCGUCGAGGGCAGCAAACUGGGAGCGAUGCUGCUGGACUUCAUGACGGACCAGGACAGCUUCCAGAAGGCCUACAGCCCUGAGAUGAGAGCCAAAAUCCUGGACCUGCUCCGCGACAAGUGCAGCACGGAGAAGAACGGGCGUAGGCUGUUUGACUGCAGCCUGACCUGUUUCCUCAUACAGGCCUAACACAACACCCCCUCUUUCCUGCUCUACCCCCCCCCCCCCCCAGUAGUACUAACUGAGGUUGAUAGAGACAUGCAUGUUAUUUGUCAUUUCAGCAGCACGCUACAGUGUCCUCAACAUUGCUUGUCAGAGGCUUUUAUCACUUACAGUGAUUUUGUAAUUCUACAGGCAUGAUCAUGAAAAUGCUUUCUGCCUUUUUAUGUGUCUUUUUCCUGGAAAUAGAUGUACUGGUGGACAAUGUCCAGUGCACAUAGUGGGCCCCAGCAUUUUCUAGACACACCAGAAGAUGGCGCUCCUGCCUGUUACAUUCUAAUUGAAGCAACUGGGGUCCACUUAUGGGGAAUCUGGCCAGAAGAACAAAGUGAACAUGAUACCUGAUGAAAUGCAAAAUAUAAUUCAUUUAUAUGAUGCUCAUCAUCAAAUUGGUAGCCUAAUUAGCUGAGUUGCAUGGUCAGUCAGCUCAAAUUAUGUGACUGCAGUGGAAAGUCAUUUUCAAUAUAAGCAAUAAAAUAUGGAUUUGUGCUGGA
This is a messenger RNA of Clupea harengus (Atlantic herring), 1580 nucleotides long. RefSeq names its product histamine N-methyltransferase-like. Gene Ontology annotation, molecular function: N-methyltransferase activity. The record is from RefSeq and is a predicted model, not a curated record. Lineage: Eukaryota; Metazoa; Chordata; Actinopteri; Clupeiformes; Clupeidae.